This is a messenger RNA of Cladocopium goreaui, 180 nucleotides long. The record is from the annotation of a GenBank genome assembly. NCBI's taxonomy places the organism in Eukaryota, Dinophyceae, Suessiales, Symbiodiniaceae.
AUGGAGUACAACGACUAUGGGUAUGCAAAGAUGAAUUCCAAGUAUCAGGUGGAGGAGAAAGAAGCUCUUGAACUCUUUGGAUUCAAGGAGGGCAGGAGGGCAGGAGGGGAGUGCAAGACGCGCCUGCGCCUCUUUCGCAAGAAACUUCAUCAUUUGCUGCAGUUGCCACCUCAAGCAUGA